AUGUUCUCAUACCUGAACAAGAUCGGAAGCCUCCUCGACGAGAUCGAUGGCGGCAAGGAGGCUGAGAAGGCGGAGGAGCCUGAGGUUGCGGAGCCUGGCGAGCGGUCUUGGACCCAUUUGCUGAGCUCCGCCUCUGCAGCCGCCAAGGACGUGGCCAGCGCGGCCUCUGGCGUCGCCUCCGGCGUCGCCUCCGGCGUCGCCUCCGGCGUCGCCUCCGGCGCGUCGGCGGCCAAGGCCAGGGAGGCGAUUUCCUCCCUCUUGGAGGCAGGGGAGGAUGAGGAUGAGGCGCAGUCCCCCGAGACGUACGCACCGGCUGGACCGGAGGGCUCGGGUCCGGAGAGUGCGUUGACGACUGCCGCGCUUCUGGAAGCGCCCGUGACUGGUUUACCCAUGUUCGCAGUGAUGCUUGAUCACGACAUUGCGCUCAGGCGCUUGAACGUAGGGUUAGAGGCCGCUGAUGGCGCGCUGAUGUUGCGGUGGCUGCUGGCUUUGCCCGCUGCCUUCGGCCAGGAUCUCUAUGAGAACACGGGGCUGUUGGCGGAGUACUUUGCGCCACUCCCGCCUUCUGAGACCUGCGAUCCGGUGAACGGGUCCACUCAGGUGCUGAAGGAACGGCUGCCUAACCUGGCCCGGCGCGAGCUCAGGCUAGAUUUCCUGGACCUGAAUGCCUUCAAAAUCGACCGCUGUGCGUGGGAGAAGGACCUCACAGGCUUCGACCUGAUGUGGUCCUGCCGCGGCCAAGAUGAGCUCCUGAAGAACUUCGCGGCCAGGUUCACAGGGUAUGUCUACAUCUACGUCCAAGGGUAUUACACCUUCCAUCUGGACGCCAUGGACGGCGUGCGCAUGGUGCUGGGCCACGAUUACCUGGGCUGCCCGUUCGCUGGCCUGAGCUGUGCCUCCAGGUAUGACGUUCAGAACUGGGCCAUGCAGAACAUGCGGAAGAACCGGAUGAAUGACAACUCCUACGGCAAUCAAUGUGAUCAGUGCGCCCAAGGGAUUUACCGUGACUGCUGGGUCACGGACUAUGGGUGCGAGCCCUUCUCGCUUUGGCAGCUGGAGGGGGAUGGCGGCCUCUCAGGCACCUGCAGCAGCGCGGGUCAACGGCAGGUUCUGGAAAGCACCAGGUGGCUGAACCAGGGCUUGCACCCGCUGCGCAUCGAGUACUUCCAGCGCGGAGGCACUGGGCACCUGUACUUCAAGUACAAGGGCCCAGAUACUGAGGACCUGCUGAUCACGGUACCGACCUCGAAGCUGGGCUUCCCGCGAUCUCAGAACCUCAUCAAGGAGGUCUUCGAUGUGACCCUGGACAAUCCGGUUAAUCUUCCGGUGCCGAGUCUGCUGGGUGACGUGAGGAAGGCCUAUCCGGACGCCCAGCUGCUGUACCGGGCAGACGACUCCUUCAUAGACACCGGGCCUGGAGAGGGCGCCUUCAGCACAGAGAUUGAGACGCUGAACCGACCAGUCUACAUCCGCUGGCAUGGCUUUUUUCUUAUCGUCAACGGCGGGGAGUACCUCUUCUCCCUGACCAGCGACGACGGGGGCCGCCUCACCCUGGGCGGCCGCGGCCAGGAGGGCGAGCGCGUCUUCGUGGAGAACGACGGGAUCCAGGAAGGAGCUGGGGUUUCGCAAAUCAGGCUCAAGGUGCAGCCGGGUUUGCACCCCAUCCGCGUGGAGUUCUUUUGGAAGCCCUCGGUGAACCCGGCGGUGACGGUGGACCGCCCCCCCGGAAUCAAGGUGACGUACAACGGCUUUGACACCGCGGGCUACUUCCUGAGCAUCACGAGGGACCGUGCUGGCCGGAUCAGUUCUUUCGACUAUGACUGUGAGAUGAGGCGCUUCAGCUGGGGCAACGGCAUGUCGGUGAACCGGGACUGCAAGGGGCAGUGCUUCAAGGACCUGGAGACGAUGCAUGGGGACAGGAUCUGCGAUGGCUCGGACGCCACCUACAACCUGGACUGCGAGGCCUACAACUACGACAACUACGACUGCUCGCCCACCUACCCGGUCCAGCUGCAGACAACGCCGCGACCUGCCAUCACCUGCCACGUGAGCUGCCCCUCAGGGGACUUCCAGCGCAAGAACUGCGGGGCUUGUAGCCGCACCACCGCAGACGGUUCCCUCUGCAUCGAGGGCCAGGAUGACUACUGCCCCUCCGGGAACCCGGCGGAGUGUAGCUUUCUAACCUGCUGCGUGGCCAAGGUGACGGGUCUGAACUACUGGGGCGAGGACUGCUUGGCCUUCGGCACCGCCAGCAACUGCUCCGGCGCCCUGGUUUCCAGCCGUCCGGUUCCUUAG
This is a messenger RNA of Effrenium voratum, 2295 nucleotides long. The record is from the annotation of a GenBank genome assembly. Lineage: Eukaryota; Dinophyceae; Suessiales; Symbiodiniaceae.